This is a messenger RNA of Nerophis ophidion (straightnose pipefish), 1735 nucleotides long. It is a transcript of the gene tlx2, whose product is annotated as T cell leukemia homeobox 2. Gene Ontology annotation, cellular component: nucleus. Gene Ontology annotation, biological process: regulation of transcription by RNA polymerase II; animal organ development. The coding region runs from base 369 to 1478 and encodes 369 amino acids. The transcript has 5 exons. NCBI's taxonomy places the organism in Eukaryota, Metazoa, Chordata, Actinopteri, Syngnathiformes, Syngnathidae. The record is from RefSeq and is a predicted model, not a curated record. Gene Ontology annotation, molecular function: DNA-binding transcription factor activity, RNA polymerase II-specific; RNA polymerase II cis-regulatory region sequence-specific DNA binding.
AGGACGAGGAGGAGGAGGGUUUCUUCUCACCUGCACUUGAACGCAACACAAGUUUCCUAGCUGGCUUGUAAUAAACAAAAGUCCUAACUUAUGCGCACCGGGUCAUGGUUUGCUUUUCCGGGGCUGGCUGGUCUCUGGUCCUGGUCCUGGUCCUGGUCCUGGUUCUGCAGCAUCCAUUCAGGACCCAUGCGGGCUCUCGGCGGGAGCUGCUGGGAUUCGGAUCAGUAAAGCGUUCAAAAUGGAAUAUGCCGUCUCCUAGAGACCCGGCCAUGAAGGCACGAUGUCGGACCUGAGACGCACUGGACAUGCGUGAAAUAGUUUGAAGAGAACAUUUUGGUCAUUAUUAGUAGCAGAAGAAUCGAAUCAUUAUGGAGCACACCGGCAUCGAGGAGGUGAACCAGACGCACCACGAACCCAUCAGCUUCGGGAUCGACCAGAUCCUCAACAGCUCGGACCAGUCCAGCGGCUGCUUGCUCCCCAACAGGACCGGGGAGGCGGACUACUCCCUGGCCGCCUCCAACGUCUACGGCAACGGCUACAACGGCGUCUACAACCCGGCCUGCUCCAUGGGCCUGCCGGGCUCCUACAACGUCAACAUGAACAUGAACGUCAGCAUGAACAUGAACGUCAACGUCAACUCGGCGGGGGCCGGCGGGGUCAUCCGGGUGCCGGCGCACAGGCCCAUGCCGCCCCCGCCGGCGCCCGCCUCGGCCGCCGCAGCCGCCGCGCAGACAUCCGCGCACCCGUUGCCCGGCAUGGGGCCCAUGGGCAACGGCAAUUUCACCUUCCCCUGGAUGGAGAGCAGCAGGAGGUUCGCCAAGGACAGACUAACAGGGGAGCAGGCAGAGGAGAGCCGAGCACGAGAGGCCGCAGGGGGGGCGGGGGUGGCCGGGCCCCUCUGCACUCUCCCCAAGGGGGACAUCGGGAGGGUCCCCGUCUGGAGCACGGUGGACACCUUAACUAAAUGCUAUUACCCUGAGCUCGCUCACCUGCGAGACGCCAAUGGCCUUCUUGCAGACUAUUCUUUCCCAAAGGGGGCUUGCCCAGCCGCCCUGUCCCCCUUCUCCGUGACCCGCCGCAUCGGCCACCCCUACCAGAACCGGACGCCGCCCAAGAGGAAAAAGCCGCGCACGUCCUUCAGUCGGGUGCAGAUCUGCGAGCUGGAGAAGCGUUUCCACCGCCAGAAGUACCUGGCGUCCGCCGAGCGCGCCACCUUGGCCAAGGCCCUCAAGAUGACGGACGCGCAGGUCAAGACCUGGUUCCAGAACCGGCGCACAAAAUGGCGGCGACAGACGGCAGAAGAGCGGGAGGCGGAGAGGCAGCAGGCCAACCGGCUGAUGCUGCAGCUCCAGCAGGAAGCCUUCCAGAAGACCCUCAGUCAGCCCCUCCAGCCGGACCCUCUGUGCCUGCACAACUCCUCGCUCUACGCCCUGCAGAACCUGCAGCCCUGGGCCGAUGACAAUAAGCUGACGGUCUAAAGAAGGGAGGAUUAUCUAAUGGACACGCGUGUACAUGCCCACCGGUCAAGACUCGCCCCCCGCCCCUCUUUCCCUUUUUACGUCUGGAACCUUCGAGAGGACGCAGAGACUUUCUGCACAAAAACUGGUUCCGCUUUUGACUUUGUACAAGGUAUAACUGCAUGAAGUGCCACCUGGACCACGACGUCAUCGCCCGUGCCCCACGACGGUCCACUUAAAGGCUCUUUUAUAUUAAAUCAUAUUGUGACUUUUUCAAA